AAUUGAGAAUCGACCAUGGAUAAAAUAGUAGUGCUCGUCACAGGCAGCGGAAAGGGCGGAAUUGGAUACGAGUAUUGCAAGGCUUUCACCGCCCUUGGCUGUCAUGUGUUCGCCUCUGACAUCCCCAGCCGCCUUCCUGACCUCGCUGGCUUUCCGGUCGGCUCUGUCGAGCCACUCGAGCUCGAUGUCUCCUCCGACGCCAGCGUCGCUGCCGCCACGUCCCGCGUCCUCUCCGCCUGCGGACGCGUCGACGUCCUCGUCAACAACGCCGGCAUCGGCGCCACAGGGCCGCUGGUGGAGCUCGGCCUCGAGUCGGUCCGGCGCGCGUGGGAGGUGAACGCGCUGGGUCAGCUCCGGUUGGUGCAGGCGGUGGCACCCAGCAUGGUGGCGCAGCGGAGCGGGCGAAUCGUGAACGUGGGGAGCGUGACUGCGGCCGCCGCCACGCCGUGGGCGGGGGCGUACUGCGCGUCCAAAGCGGCGGUCCACGCGAUGACGGACACACUCCGGAUGGAGCUCCGCCCCUUCGGGGUGCACGUGAUCAAGGUGGUGCCCGGGGCGGUGCGGUCGGGGCUGGGCAGGGCCAACGCGGAGCGUCUAGCGGAGGAGCGCGCGCGGUGGCGGAUCUACGCGGGGUUCCAGGAGGCGAUCGCGGAGAGGGCCGCCGCGUCGCAGGGGGCGGCCGCCACCGACACGGCCGUGUUCGCGCGGCACGUGGCGGCCCGGGUGCUGCGUCCGCGCCCUCCGAUGGAGAUCGUCUUCGGCCACAUGGCCGGCCUGUUCACCGUGCUCGCUUACUCGCCGCUUUGGCUCCGCGACUGGUACCUCGCCAAACGAUUCGGGUUGAACAAGAAAGUGUGAAAGUAUUCAUGAAUUUGUGAAAUAAAUGAAAAAUAAAAAUAAAUAAAUGAAAGAUAAAUAACUA
Zingiber officinale is the source of this 922-nucleotide messenger RNA. RefSeq names its product short-chain dehydrogenase ptmH-like. NCBI's taxonomy places the organism in Eukaryota, Viridiplantae, Streptophyta, Magnoliopsida, Zingiberales, Zingiberaceae. The record is from RefSeq and is a predicted model, not a curated record. The coding region runs from base 16 to 858 and encodes 280 amino acids. Gene Ontology annotation, cellular component: endoplasmic reticulum. Gene Ontology annotation, molecular function: oxidoreductase activity. The transcript has a single exon.